Molecule: messenger RNA, 3659 nt
Organism: Linum trigynum
Lineage: Eukaryota; Viridiplantae; Streptophyta; Magnoliopsida; Malpighiales; Linaceae
Source: the annotation of a GenBank genome assembly
ACGUAAUUUCUUGGCGACGAAAGGCCAUUUUCUUUGGAUAUUGAAGGCUACAGAUCACGGAUUCGGUCUGAGGAUAUUCUCCAGCGAUGAUUGAGUCCAUUAAGCACCGAUUUGGGCGGAUUUAUUCCGGGUCAAUUUUUGGGAGAUUCCAAAGGGGUUCCAUCACAAAUUUCGGGCGAUUUAUCCGAAAUGCCAUUUUCUUUCGAUUCUGGAGGCUACAGAUCACGGAAUCAGGCCGAGGCUAUUCUCCACCGAUAAUGAAGUCUAUUGAUCCUAUUCUCCACGGAUGAUAAGUCCGUUAAGUAUCGAUUUGGGCCAAUUUAUUUUCGGAUGGCAUUUUCAUAAUUUCUUGGGCGACGAAAGGCCAUUUUCUUUGGAUAUUAAAGGCUACAGAUCACGGAUUUGGCCUGUGGCUAUUCUCCAGCGAAGAUUGAGUCCAUUAAGCACCGAUUUGGGCGGAUUUAUUCCGGGUCAAUUUUUUGCAGAUUCCAAAGGGGUACCAUCACAGAUUUCGGGCGAUUAUCCGAAAUGCCAUUUUCUUUCGAUUUUGGAGGCUACAGAUCACGGAAUUAGGCCGAGGCUAUUUUCUACCGAUAAUGAGGACUAUUGAUCCUCUCCACGGAUGAUAAGUCCGUUAAGCAUCGAUUUGGGCCAAUUUAUUUACGGAUGGCAUUUUCGUAAUUUCUUGGGCGACGAAAUGCCAUUUUCUUUGGAUAUUGAAGGCUACAGAUCACGGAUUCGGCCUGAGGCUAUUCUCCAGCGAUGAUUGAGUCCAUUAAGCACCGAUUUCGGCGGAUUUAUUCCGGGUCAAUUUUUGGCAGAUUCCAAAGGGGUACCAUCACAAAUUUCGGGCGAUUUAUCCGAAAUGCCAUUUUCUUUCGAUUCUGGAGGCUACAGAUCACGGAAUCAGGCCGAGGCUAUUCUACAUCGAUAAUGAAGUCUAUUGAUCCGAUUCUCCAGGAUGAUAAGUCCGUUAAGCAUCGAUUUGGGCCAAUUUGGAUGGCAUUUUCGUAAUUUCUUGGGCGACGAAAGGCCAUUUUCUUUGGAUAUUGAAGGCUACAGAUCAUGGAUUCGGCCUGAGGCUAUUCUCCAACGAUGAUUGAGUCCAUUAAGCACCGAUUUGGGCGAAUUUAUUCCGGGUCAAUUUUUGUGAGAUUCCAAAAGGGUACCAUCACAGAUUUCGGGCGAUUUAUCCGAAAUGCCAUUUUCUUUCGAUUCUGGAGGCUACAGAUCACGGAAUCAUGUCGAGGCUAUUCUCCACCGAUAAUGAAGUCUAUUGAUCCUAUUCUCCACGGAUUAUAAGUCCGUUAAGCAUCGAUUUGGACCAAUUUAUUUUCGGAUGGCAUUUUCGUAAUUUCUUGGGCGACGAAAGGCCAUUUUCUUUGGAUAUUGAAGGCUACAGAUCACGGAUUUGGCGUGAGGCUAUUCUCCAGCGAUGAUUGAGUCCAUUAAGCACGGAUUUGGGCGGAUUUAUUCCGGGUCAAUUUUUGGAAGAUUCCAAAGGGGUACCAUCACAGAUUUCGGGCGAUUUAUCCGAAAUGCCAUUUUCUUUCGAUUCCGGGGGCUACAGAUCACGGAAUCAGGCCGAGGCUAUUCUCCACCGAUAAUGAAAUCUAUUGAUCCUAUUUUCCACGGAUGAUAAGUCCGUUAAGCAUCGAUUUGGGCCAAUUUAUUUUCGAAUGGCAUUUUCGUAAUUUCUUAGGCGACGAAAGGCCAUUUUCUUUGGAUAUUGAAGGCUACAGAUCACGGAUUCGUCCUGAGGCUAUUCUCCAACGAUGAUUGAUUCCAUUAAGCACCGAUUUGGGCGGAUUUAUUCUGGGUCAAUUUUUGGCAGAUUCCAAAGGGGUACCAUCACAGAUUUCGGGCGAUUUAUCCGAAAUGCCAUUUUCUUUCUAUUCUGGAGGCUACAGAUCAUGGAAUCAGGCCGAGGCUAUUCUCCACCGAUAAUGAGGACUAUUGAUCUUAUUCUCCACGGAUGAUAAGUCCGUUAAGCAUCGAUUUGGGCCAAUUUAUUUACGGAUGGCAUUUUCGUAAUUUCUUGGGCGACGAAAGGCCAUUUUCUUUGGAUAUUGAAGGCUACAGAUUACGGAUUCGGCCUGAGGCUAUUCUCCAUCGAUGAUUGAGUCAAUUAAGCACCGAUUUGGUCGGAUUUAUUCCGGGUCAAUUUUUGGCAAAUUCCAAAGGGGUACCAUCACAGAUUUCGGGCGAUUUAUCCGAAAUGCCAUUUUCUUUCGAUUCUGGAGGCUACAGAUCACAGAAUCAGGCAGAGGAUAUUCUCCACCGAUAAUGAAGUCUAUUGAUCCUAUUCUUUAUGGAUGAUAAGUCCGUUAAAAAAUCGAUUUGGGCCAAUUUAUUUUCGGAUGCCAUUACGUAAUUUCUUGGCGACGAAAGGCCAUUUUCUUUGGAUAUUGAAGGCUACAGAUCACGGAUUCGGUCUGAGGCUAUUCUCCAGCGAUGAUUGAGUCCAUUAAGCAUCGAUUUGGGCGGAUUUAUUCAGGGUCAACUUUUGGAAGAUUCCAAAGGGGUUCCAUCACAGAUUUCGGGCGAUUUACCCGAAAUGCCAUUUUCUUUUGAUUCUGGAGGCUACAGAUCACGGAAUCAGGCCGAGGCUAUUCUCCACCGAUAAUGAAGUCUAUUGAUCCUAUUCUCCACGGAUGAUAAGUCCGUUAAGCAUCGAUUUGGGCCAAUUUAUUUUCGGAUGGCAUUUUCGUAAUUUCUUGGGCGUCGAAAGGCCAUUUUCUUUGGAUAUUAAAGGCUACAGAUCACGGAUUUGGCCUGAGGCUAUUCUCCAGCGAUGAUUGAGUCCAUUAAGCACCGAUUUGGGCGGAUUUAUUCCGGGUCUAUUUUUUGCAGAUUCCAAAGGGGUACCAUCACAGAUUUCGGGCGAUUAUCCGAAAUGCCAUUUUCUUUCGAUUCUGGAGGCUACAGAUCACGGAAUCAGGCCGAGGCUAUUUUCUACCGAUAAUGAGGACUAUUGAUCCUCUCCACGGAUGAUAAGUCCGUUAAGCAUCGAUUUGGGCCAAUUUAUUUACGGAUGGCAUUUUCGUAAUUUCUUGGGCGACGAAAGGCCAUUUUCUUUGGAUAUUGAAGGCUACAGAUUACGGAUUCGGCCUGAGGCUAUUCUCCAUCGAUGAUUGAGUCAAUUAAGCACCGAUUUCGGCGGAUUUAUUCCGGGUCAAUUUUUGGCAGAUUCCAAAGGGGUACCAUCACAAAUUUCGGGCGAUUUAUCCGAAAUGCCAUUUUCUUUCGAUUCUGGAGGCUACAGAUCACAGAAUCAGGCAGAGGAUAUUCUCCACCGAUAAUGAAGUCUAUUGAUCCUAUUCUUUAUGGAUGAUAAGUCCGUUAAAAAAUCGAUUUGGGCCAAUUUAUUUUCGGAUGCCAUUACGUAAUUUCUUGGCGACGAAAGGCCAUUUUCUUUGGAUAUUGAAGGCUACAGAUCACGGAUUCGGUCUGAGGCUAUUCUCCAACGAUGAUUGAGUCCAUUAAGCACCGAUUUGGGCGAAUUUAUUCCGGGUCAAUUUUUGUGAGAUUCCAAAAGGGUACCAUCACAGAUUUCGGGCGAUUUAUCCUAAAUGCCAUUUUCUUUCGAUUCUAGAGGCUACAGAUCACGGAAUCAUGUCGAGGCUAUUCUCCACCGAUAAUGAAGUCUAUUGAUCCUA